Molecule: messenger RNA, 1390 nt
Organism: Ylistrum balloti
Lineage: Eukaryota; Metazoa; Mollusca; Bivalvia; Pectinida; Pectinidae
Product: citramalyl-CoA lyase, mitochondrial-like
Exons: 8
Coding region: 212-1291 (359 amino acids)
Biological process (GO): regulation of cobalamin catabolic process
Molecular function (GO): (S)-citramalyl-CoA lyase activity
Source: RefSeq, a predicted model, not a curated record
CUCGUGCUAAUAUGGUUGAACUUUCAAUAUUAGAAGUAUUGUCGGGUUGAAAAAGGUGUUUGUGCUGCUAGUUCCCAGAAAAAAAGUCUUUGAUGCCCAACAUCAACCAUGGUUUGAUAUAUCCAAGAAAGCAUCUUACAUCUCCUAUAGCUACUACCUUUAGAACUGGCAAUGCAUCAGGGUGUUAAACUCUCUGUGUAGCAGACAAAUAAUGCAGGCUUCAUUAAAUUUAAAAUGGAUGCUGACCUUAACGAAACAUCUACCAAAACGUCGCAUCCCUGGUUUAUCUCCCACCCAAAUGCAGAACUAUGGCAGGCACAAGCAAUUACACACAAUGGGUGAGGGGAGACAACUCUCCAGUUGUGCAGCAGAGACACUAAGCAAUAAUGUAUACACACCACGAAGAGCUGUGCUGUAUGUUCCUGGAAGUGAUGAAAGAAAGCUUCAGAAGAUUACAGGUCUUGAUGUGGAUUGUGCUGUAAUGGAUUGUGAGGAUGGUGUGGCUGCGAACAGAAAGGAGGAAGCUCGGAACACCAUCAAAAAGGCACUGGAUGAACUGGACUUUGGUCGGACAGAAUGUGUGGUCAGAGUGAAUUCUGUUGACAGUGGUUUAAUGGAGGAAGACCUCAAGGUCAUAUUCAGAGCAGAGAGCAUGCCUCAGACAAUUAUGCUUCCAAAAGUCAACAGACCACAGGAAAUUCACCAGUUCAUAGAAACGCUGAGAGAAUCACUUAAAGGAAGGAAAUUAAACAACAAGAUACAGUUAAUAACCUUUGUAGAGAGUGCAAUCGGUCUUAUCAACCUCACUGAAAUCUUUAGGACCACAACAGAGCUUUCCAGUUCCGAGGGAUUCUUCGACCUUGCUGGGGUUGUCUUUGGAUCUGACGACUUUUGUGCGGACAUUGGUGCGACAAGAACAGCUGAUGCCUCUGAGCUGACAUAUGCCCGACAGAAGAUUGUUACAUGUGCCAAGGCAUUCAGACUUCAGGCUAUAGACCUAGUCUACAUCAACUAUAAAGACCUUGAGGGCCUGGAGAAACAGUCAAUAGAUGGAGCCAAUAUGGGGUUUACUGGAAAACAGGUGAUACACCCAGGUCAGAUACCUGUGGUCCAGAAGGCGUUCUCACCGAGUCCUGAUCGUGUUGAGUGGGCUACGGAACUUAUACAGGCCUUCUCACAACACACACACUCCGGCAAGGGUGCGUUUACAUUCCGUGGAGCCAUGAUAGAUAUGCCUCUUGUUUUACAAGCCAGAAAUAUUGUACAGCUUGCAGAGGCUGUGAAGAGCUGACAUGCAGACAUAUGUCAACAAACACACCUUCACCAGGAAUGGUCCCAGAUAUUUGUUAAAGAGUGGAUAAGCUAUGGUCAGAAUUAGACAUGCAGUGUA